Peromyscus californicus insignis is the source of this 1366-nucleotide messenger RNA. It is a transcript of the gene Spc25, whose product is annotated as SPC25 component of NDC80 kinetochore complex. Gene Ontology annotation, cellular component: Ndc80 complex. The transcript is spliced from 7 exons. Gene Ontology annotation, biological process: chromosome segregation. Bases 127 to 807 code for a protein of 226 amino acids. NCBI's taxonomy places the organism in Eukaryota, Metazoa, Chordata, Mammalia, Rodentia, Cricetidae. The record is from RefSeq and is a predicted model, not a curated record.
GGUAGCAGCGGUCCAGAGUUUGAAAUCGAAAGUCUGCGCGGCUGAGGAGCGGCUGGCUGGUUCCUGCCGGACGGUCCGGUCUGGUGUGAAGACGGUGGCGUUCCUGGCCGCCCAGUGCCUUGCACAAUGUUGGAAGAAGAGCUGGCACUCUUCGAGAAAAGCAUAAAUGAAUUUGGAGAUAAGUUCAGAAGCGGCCUCAGUGAUAAUCCUAGUCAGGUGCUGGGGCUUAGGGAUGCCUUCAAGGACUCCAUUAGAGCGCUUUCAGAAAAGCUGUCUUUGAAACUAAAGAAAGAAGAAAGGAUGGUUGAGACAUUUCUGGAAUAUCAAAAUCAGCUCUGUAAGCAGAAUAAGCUUAUUCAAGAAAAGAAAGAUAACCUGUUAAAGAUGAUUGAUGAAGUAAAAGACAAGAAGCAGGAAUUGGAAGUGCUGACAGCAAAUAUCCAGGACCUCAAGGAAGAAUAUUCUAGGAAGAAGGAAACCAUUUCUACUGCUAACAAAGCUAAUGAAGAGAGAUUGAAACGGCUGCAGAAGUCAGCGGACAUGUAUAGAGACUGCCUUGGACUAGAAAUUAGAAAGAUUCAUGGUGAUAAACUGCAGUUUAUAUUCACUAGUAUUGACCCCAAGAAUCCCGAGAGCCCAUAUAUGUUUUCCCUGAGCCUAAAUGAAGCUAGGGAUUAUGAAGUGUCCGACUGCUCGCCUCAUCUUGAGUGCCUAGCAGAAUUUCAGGAGAAAGUCAGGAAGACCAACAAUUUUUCAGCGUUUCUUGCUAAUGUUCGGAAAGCUUUUAUAGCUACGGUUUAUAACUGAUGUAGAAAUAAUGGGUGACAGUUUGUUCUACUUUGUUAUUGUAUAUAUCCUAAAAUAAUUUUCACCUCUUGCCCCUCUGUGGUUCUUCAGUGUUUUUGUGUGGUAUGAAGGAAACUAGAGUACAUCAUUCCAAAACAUGCCCCUUUGGCAUAACACUUUUGAGCUAAAAACAGUUAAACAGCAACAGAGUUGGAAAACUGCUGUGCUCUAUUUUCCUAAACACAGGACCUAAAAUGAUAAAGGUGCCUGGCCUCAUACCCACAAAGAAAGAUGGAAGUUAACUGCUAAAGAGAGCUCUUACUACUUCAGACAUGACACCGGAAAUGGACAAGCUUGCUUCAUUAACUUAUUCCCAUAAAUUUAGUCUCCAUAAUUCCCCAUCUGUGGAAGACAAAAGCCAAACCUGCCGUCUGUCUGUCACUUCUAUAAAAUCCAACUGUUCUCUGUUGAAGAUGCUGUGUAAACGUGAGUUCUAAGCCUGUUUGGAGUUUUUUGUUUGGGUUCUCCUGUCCAGUGUGCAUGCACAUGUUAAUAAACUUGAUCAGUUUUCUCUUGUGAA